Molecule: messenger RNA, 1473 nt
Organism: Mytilus californianus (California mussel)
Lineage: Eukaryota; Metazoa; Mollusca; Bivalvia; Mytilida; Mytilidae
Product: sideroflexin-2-like
Exons: 11
Coding region: 111-1085 (324 amino acids)
Biological process (GO): serine import into mitochondrion; monoatomic ion transport
Cellular component (GO): mitochondrial inner membrane
Molecular function (GO): monoatomic ion transmembrane transporter activity
Source: RefSeq, a predicted model, not a curated record
CUAAAUGUAACUUCACACAAAAGAUUUCCUACACAGGAAAAUGAGCUGAGAAAGUCAUUGGAACGUGGAAAAAAAUAAGAAAUAUCUAGAAUUUAACAAUAAGGCCAGAAAUGGUGGAGGUUGACUUAGAUACCCCUAUUUGGGACCAGAAUACAUUUAGUGGUAGAAGAAAAUAUUAUGCAUGGAUGACUGAUCCCAGAAACAGUCUUGUGUCAUCAGGAACCUUAUAUCAGGCUAGAGACCUUAUUCAUGCUGUCAGACAGAACAACAUUCCAACAGGAACUACAGUUAAAGAUAUACGUAGAGCCCAGCAGCUGUAUCUAUCAGCUUUCCAUCCAGAUACAGGAGAACUUCAAAAUGUUAUAGGUAGAAUGUCAUUCCAGGUACCAGGUGGAAUGGUACUAAUAGGAGCCAUGAUCACAUGGUACAGAGGCACGUCAUCUGUUAUAUUUUGGCAAUGGGCCAAUCAGUCAUUUAAUGCUUUAGUUAAUUAUACAAACAGAAAUGCUGCAUCAGAGCUUACAACAAGCCAGAUUCUCACAGCCUACGUGUCUGCCACAACUUCUGCUUUGGUAACUGCCCUGGGUCUCAAGUCUCUCCUGGCAAAAACAAGGUCACCAAUUUUACAGAGGUUUGUCCCCUUUGCUGCUGUGGCUGCUUCUAAUGCUGUUAAUAUCCCUUUGAUGAGACAAAGUGAGUUUGCUCAUGGUGUGACAAUGUUUGAUGAAAAGAAUAAUAAAGUAACAGAGUCUCGGUAUGCUGCAGUAAAAGGGAUUAGCCAGGUUGUGUUAUCUAGAAUACUUAUAGCAGCUCCUAGCAUGAUAUUAUUGCCUGUAUUUAUGGAGAGGAUAGAAAAGAAAGCCUUUAUGGUGAAGUAUGGAAGAUUUAUUAAUGCGCCAUUACAAAUAGCAUUAGCUGGUUUAAGUUUAUUAAUAAUGGUACCAAUAGGCUGUUCAUUAUUUAACCAAAGAAGUUCCAUCUCAAUUGAAGAAUUAAAGAUAAUGGACCACCAUAAGUAUGAUGAAGUUGUUGAGAAAUAUGGGAAAAACUUACCAAAGACCCUUUAUUUCAACAAGGGUUUGUGAUGAUGAUCUAUAAAUAGAUGGACUAAUAACUAGCAAUAUUCACUAUAAAGAAAUUGUAUAUCAAGUAUAAAAUCUUAUCGAAAAGUAUUUUAUUCAAGUAAUCAGUGAUAAUUGAUGAAACAUUUUGCUUGAUACAAAUAGUAUUAUUUACAAUUUAGAAAUUAUGAUAAUUUUAUUAAAUGUUUAAUAUUCUGUUGAAUGAGCAUGCAAACUGAAAAAAUCCAUUUUGGGCAAUGACAUGUUCUGAAAUUGCUAUAUAUAUAUAGCUAUGAGUGAUAAUACAAAAUUGUAAGCCAUUUGACAAAUAGAGUUUGUACACAUCAUAAAAUAUCUGAACACUUUCAAUAUACUUUAAAGCAUGUAAAUAUUUUACACCUAAUGUGAUAGA